Messenger RNA from Aspergillus nomiae NRRL 13137, 1359 nucleotides. RefSeq names its product fungal specific transcription factor domain-containing protein. The annotation marks the transcript as partial. The transcript is spliced from 3 exons. Lineage: Eukaryota; Fungi; Ascomycota; Eurotiomycetes; Eurotiales; Aspergillaceae. Gene Ontology annotation, biological process: positive regulation of transcription from RNA polymerase II promoter by galactose; DNA-templated transcription. Gene Ontology annotation, molecular function: zinc ion binding; RNA polymerase II cis-regulatory region sequence-specific DNA binding; DNA-binding transcription factor activity, RNA polymerase II-specific. The record is from RefSeq and is a predicted model, not a curated record. Gene Ontology annotation, cellular component: nucleus.
UGUGGGAGUUGUCAACGGCGCGCAAAGCAGGCGGAAUGCGUCUACAGCCAGAAACUGGAUAACCCGACCACGACGCUAGAGGGGGAGGAAGAGGCAGAGGAGGAGAGACUGUUAUCGCCGCUACUGCGAAAUCCGCCUGAAGACGGUGUUGAGGUUUCAGACCGAUCGAGAGUCGUUCUCAACAACUUUCAUCCCACGAUAUUCUCUACUGAGCCCAGGUCACCCAAAGUCCCGGGCUCAGUCCAUACAUGUGGCUCGGGAGGCCCAAUUCUUCCUGCCCCUACAUCGGCCCCUGUCCCUGGUAGUAGUAGCUCAACCGGUAAGGGUAGAGUAGCGACGCACUCAUUGAGGUUCUUGGAUAGCCCUCCUUUCACCGAACCCGAUGGGACGGAUUCGAUGAAUGGGGUGACGGGAGACCCAACGCGCACGCCGGAAGUCUUUGGGAGUAGUAGUGCAGGUUCCUUUAUGCGGCAAAUCCAGUCGGCGAUCAAUGCUCGUUUAGGAGUUUCGUAUGCAAAUCUGGCCGCGAAAAAGGGAGCAGCAUCACAACAGUCCCGCGGCCAUCAGGGCUCUCCACCUUCUUCGUCGAGCUACGAAGAGCCAGCCUUAUUCCUGCUCCCUCCACGGGGUCUUGCCGACGCCUUAUGCGAGCCUAUUGGGAUAACAACUGGUCCCUCUACCCCGUUAUCGACCGGGGAGCGGAAAGCUACCAGUGAGAACUUUUUCACUCGAGCGGAAUUAUUAUAUAAGAAGACGGGGGAGGCCCUCUCGUACGAGCGAGUCCAGUGUCUGUUACUGUUCGGGAUAUACCUCCAGAGCACGCCGUCCGUCUCUAAAUGCUGGAUGACUGUAGGCCAGGCGAUUCGUAUGGCGCAAAGUCUUGGGAUCCAUUUGACCCACCAUGAUCAUUCUCGAGAAACAGCGAGUCAAAGGGAGUAUCAACGUCGCACCUGGCACGGGUGUGUCUGGCUAGAUCGAGUUCUCUCAUCCACCCUCGGCCGCCCUGGUAUGAUCCCCAAGUGGCUAUUCAACUCGAUCUCACUACCAUCUAUGAUCGAUGAUGAGUUCUUCGAAACCCAAACGAUAGGCUCGCCUUGCCGACCCGAUGGACGACCGUGUAAGGUGGCAUUUUUCGUGAAGGCCCUGCAGCUAUAUCAGAUUCUGGACGAGAUUCUUGUUGACCUCUACCUCAACAACGCCAAGGAUGAAGGUAUUGAGAGCAAACUUAUGCGUAUUCUCCAAAUCGACGGGAAACUACAAGCCUGGAAUAAGUCCCUUCCCGAGUACCUCCACCCACGACAUGCUGCCGAAGAUGAUGAGAUACUAAAACGACAAGCCAUAGUCUUGAGAGUUCGGUAG